UGUAAAUGUAUGUGGGUGGGUGGAUUUAUAUGUGAGAUAUUGGUGUUUGUGUGUAGAAGACUCAGUAAUGAUGAAGUGCUUGUAUCUUGUGUCUGUCGUGUUUCACGUGGCUGCAGGCUGCGCUCUCUCUGCUGAUAAUGAUCAAGUAGGACAUAAAAUAAGACGCAGAGGUGAUUCAGUGCUGUUACCCUGCUCCUGCUCUGACCUGAACACCAAACCUCAAACACUCACCUGGUGGACCUACAGAACAGGAAAUGCAACAGAAGUGUUAAAUGAUGAGCACUACCGUGGCAGACUUCAGCUGUUUAAUAAGAUUUCUCCUGCUAAUCUGUCUCUGUUCAUAUCUGACCUGAGAGUAGAGGAUCAGGGAAACUACAAGUGCAGCACUGAGAAGGAAUACAGAGACAUCAAGCUUUAUGUUGAUGGCUGUGAGCUGGUGAAGAAGACAGAGGUAGAGCGUGUGACUGUGUUCACAGGAGAGUCUGUAGUUUUGCCCUGCGUCUGCACUGACAUACAGGACAAACCACAGGAUCUAAAAUGGGAUUUUUACAGAAACAAUCACUAUCAGAAAAUUUACCCUAAACAGACUGGACAUCACAGAAACAGAGUCAAACUGGUCAGUAACAACUCUCCAGGAAACGUCUCUCUACUCAUAUCAGACCUGACUGAAGAGGACCAGGGAGUCUACAGAUGUUCUGUACAGGCUGAUAGCAGAGAUAUCAGACUAUCUGUUAAAGUCUUUUAUAUAGGAAGAAGAGAAACAUCGACACACUUGAGGAAAACAGACACAGCAUUUACAUCAGAGCAGCCUUAUAGUAAAACAACACACUCUCCACCUGCAUUAUCCUCAACAACACCGAAACAAGAUAAAGGUCAAAUGCACAACAGCCUCCCUCUAGGCAUUUUGGCAGUGGUAUUGUUGGUGAUAGUGGCAUUUAUUUGUUGGAGAUGCAGAGGAGGAAGAUGUGGCGAUAACACGAUUACUGAAAGAUGUCAAGGCUGUAAGAAAAAGCAGAAGACAAGUCCCUGA
Clarias gariepinus (North African catfish) is the source of this 1030-nucleotide messenger RNA. Its product is annotated as junctional adhesion molecule-like. The record is from RefSeq and is a predicted model, not a curated record. Bases 68 to 1030 code for a protein of 320 amino acids. Lineage: Eukaryota; Metazoa; Chordata; Actinopteri; Siluriformes; Clariidae. The transcript has 6 exons. Gene Ontology annotation, biological process: positive regulation of T cell proliferation; negative regulation of T cell proliferation; immune response. Gene Ontology annotation, cellular component: external side of plasma membrane.